This is a messenger RNA of Zerene cesonia (dogface butterfly), 2798 nucleotides long. RefSeq names its product cullin-1 (gene Cul1). The transcript is spliced from 21 exons. Gene Ontology annotation, biological process: protein ubiquitination; SCF-dependent proteasomal ubiquitin-dependent protein catabolic process. Gene Ontology annotation, molecular function: ubiquitin protein ligase binding. Bases 400 to 2757 code for a protein of 785 amino acids. Gene Ontology annotation, cellular component: SCF ubiquitin ligase complex. The record is from RefSeq and is a predicted model, not a curated record. NCBI's taxonomy places the organism in Eukaryota, Metazoa, Arthropoda, Insecta, Lepidoptera, Pieridae.
CUAUUGGCAUGUUCUUGCUCUUUCCUGUAUUUUUCUUUUCAUUUGUGGUGAUUUGACUACGUGAAAUGGUUUAACUGAAACAAGGCCUAUUUAUUAACAUUUCACAGUAAUGCAAAUUUAUUCUUCACAAGAAGAUAUUGCGACAUAACAUAAAGUAAUCUAAAUAAAUUACUUUUGUACUUGGUGUUUUAUCCUAAAGUGAAAUGUGGUCGAUGACAGUGUAAAACGGGUGCUUGAUACAAUCUUCAAGCACUACCCAGCUGACAGGCGUUCGGAAGGACCCACAACAAAUUAUGCUACUGUAAAUAGUGAACGUGAUCUCGUGUUAGUGUAAUAUAUCGCAUGAUAGUAUAUCACAAAUUGUGUACGUCGGUGCAAUCGUGUGUAUGAUAUAGCGGCAUGAGCUCGCAGAACGUAAGGAUGUCGGUGCCGCCGCCGCCCUUGCGGCAAAUCGAUCUGGAUCAGAUAUGGGGCGACCUGCGCGAGGGCAUCGAACAAGUAUACAAGCGGCAACACAUGUCAAAGUUGAGAUAUAUGGAAUUAUAUACGCACGUAUACAACUAUUGUACGUCCGUACACCAACAAAGCAGUGGGCCCGUCAGUAGAAGUAGCAACGCCUCCGGCAGAAUUCCAUUUGGAACUGGCAAGAAAAUGACGGGCCAAGUACCUGGUGGCGCCCAAUUGGUGGGCCUAGAACUCUACAAGAGGCUGCGCGAGUUCCUCAGGAUGUAUCUUAUAAAUUUGUUGAAGAACGGCGCAGACCUCAUGGGCGAAGACGUGCUAGCGUUCUACACGAAACAAUGGGAGGAGUAUCAGUUCUCGUCCCGCGUGCUGAACGGCGUGUGCUCGUACCUCAACAGGCAUUGGGUGAAACGGGAGUGCGAGGAGGGCCGCAAGGGUAUUUAUGAAAUAUAUCAACUCGCGCUUGUGACGUGGCGCGACAAUCUGUUCAAGUGCCUAAACAAGCAGGUGACAAAUGCUGUGCUGAAAUUGAUUGAACGGGAGCGGAAUGGAGAGACGAUCAACACUCGGCUCGUUUCUGGCGUGAUCAACUGCUACGUGGCCCUGGGUCUCAACGAGGAGGAGCCAUCAGCUCGCGGACAGAACCUCGCCGUGUACAAGGAGACGUUCGAGGCGAUAUUCCUCGAGGACACGGAGCGUUUCUACACCAGGGAGAGUACGGACUUCCUGAGGAAUAAUCCCGUCACCGAGUAUAUGAUUAAGGCGGAACAAAGGCUGCAGGAGGAGCAGCGGCGCGUCCAGGUCUACCUUCACGAGACAACCAUGGAGAGGCUGGCCAAGACCUGCGACCGUGUUCUCAUCGAGAAGCACCUGGAGAUAUUCCACGCCGAGUUCCAGAAACUGCUCGACGCGGACAAGAACGCGGACCUCGGGCGGAUGUACAGCCUCGUGGCGCGCAUCCCGGACGGGCUGUGCGAGCUGCGCCGCCUGCUCGAGCAGCACAUACACGCGCAGGGCCUGCAGGCCAUCGACAAGUGCGGCGAGAGCGCGCACACGGACCCGAAGGUGUACGUGUCGACGAUACUGGAGGUGCACAAGAAGUACAACGCGCUCGUGCUGGUCGCCUUCAACAACGACUCGGGCUUCGUCGCCGCGCUGGACAAGGCGUGCGGCCGGUUCAUUAACAGCAACGCGGUGACGAAAGCGGCGAAUUCAUCGUCCAAGAGCCCGGAGCUGUUGGCCAAGUACUGCGAUCUGCUGCUGAAGAAGUCCAGCAAGAAUCCGGAGGAGGCCGAGCUGGAGGAUACGUUGAAUCAAGUGAUGGUUGUAUUCAAAUACAUAGAAGACAAGGAUGUAUUCCAGAAGUUCUACAGUAAAAUGCUAGCUAAGAGAUUGGUACAGCACAUGUCUGCUAGCGAUGACGCUGAGGCUUCAAUGAUCUCAAAGUUAAAACAGGCGUGUGGUUUCGAAUACACGAGCAAAUUGCAGAGAAUGUUCCAGGACAUAGGCGUAUCGAAGGAUCUGAACGAGAACUUCCGCAAGCACAUCGCGAACAGCAGCGAAGCGCCGCUGCACAUCGACUUCAGCAUACAGGUGCUCUCCUCCGGCUCGUGGCCCUUCCAGCAGUCCACCUCCUUCCAGCUGCCCACCGAGUUGGAGCGCUCCGUGCACCGGUUCACGACGUUCUACUCGUCGCAGCACUCGGGCCGGAAGCUCAACUGGCUCUACAACAUGAGCAAGGGCGAGCUGGUCACCAACUGCUUUAAGAACAGAUACACAUUGCAAGCGAGCACCUUCCAAAUGGCGGUGCUGCUGCAAUACAACGACAACACCGCCUGGAGCGUCCGCCAGCUGGAGCACCACACCGGCAUCAAGGGGGACUUCCUGAUACAGGUGUUACAAAUCCUGCUGAAAGCGAAGCUGCUGGUCUGCCAGGACGACGAGUCGGAGUUAACCGAGUCGUCGGUCGUGGAACUUUACUUAGGUUAUAAGAACAAAAAGCUACGCGUCAACAUCAACAUACCGCUGAAGACCGAGCUGAAGGUGGAGCAGGAGGCGACCCACAAGCACAUCGAGGAGGACAGGAAGAUGCUCAUACAGGCCGCCAUAGUACGUAUAAUGAAGACGAGGAAGACGCUGAAACACCAGCACUUGGUCGUCGAAGUGUUGAACCAGCUGUCGUCGAGGUUCAAGCCGCGCGUGCCGGUUAUAAAGAAAUGCAUUGACAUACUAAUCGAGAAAGAGUACCUAGAGCGCACCGAGGGAGAGAAGGACACAUACAGCUAUCUGGCGUGAUCACACUUCGUUGUAACUGAAUAAAUGUAACAAUAUUAUUA